Messenger RNA from Mus pahari (shrew mouse), 2997 nucleotides. Its product is annotated as zinc finger protein 239-like. The coding region runs from base 17 to 1018 and encodes 333 amino acids. Gene Ontology annotation, biological process: regulation of transcription by RNA polymerase II; central nervous system development. The transcript has a single exon. The record is from RefSeq and is a predicted model, not a curated record. NCBI's taxonomy places the organism in Eukaryota, Metazoa, Chordata, Mammalia, Rodentia, Muridae. Gene Ontology annotation, molecular function: RNA polymerase II cis-regulatory region sequence-specific DNA binding; DNA-binding transcription factor activity, RNA polymerase II-specific. Gene Ontology annotation, cellular component: nucleus.
GCGCUUUUCGGCCGCAAUGGAACUUGCGACUCCAGAAGUGACCAGGGAGAAUCUAGAUGGGGCUAAACUGCUGGAGAAAUUCCCGGGAGCCCCCAGGUCGCCUCUGGAUCGCGAGGCCACGCUACAUGAGCGCCCCCUCCUGGUGAGGCCAGAACAACCAGCCCCCGUGGAAAAAAUGCUGGGCCAGCAGUACUUAUGUAGGUCAGGCUCUGGCCCCAAGGAAGAAACCUUUGUCAAGACCAAUGAUCCUGCAGUUCCCAAAGCUUUCAAGUGUAGGGAUUGUGGGCUGGCUGUACCCAGUCUCAAUGACCUCAUUCACCAUCAAAGCAGCCAUGGGUGUGACCGACCUUACAGCUGUCCAGAGUGUGACAAAAGUUUCCGGCGUGGCUCAGAUCUGGUUAAGCAUUACCGAGUUCACACUGGUGAAAAACCAUACCCUUGCCCAGAAUGUGGCCGUUGCUUCAGCCUCAGCUCUAAUCUCACUAAACACCGGCGUUCUCACUCAGGUCUCCGGCCGCACAAGUGCAUGGAGUGCGGAGAGGCCUUUGGUCGCAGUGCAGACCUAGCAAAACACCAGCGGGUGCACACUGGGGAAAAGCCCUAUGCUUGUGCUGAGUGUGGUAAGACUUUCAGGGUUAGCUCCAACCUGAUCCAGCACCAGCGAACUCACACUGGUGAGAAACCCUACCGCUGUGGCCUCUGUGGCAAAAGCUUCAGCCUGAGCUCUAACCUUUUGCAGCACCAGCGCUGUCACACAGGCGAGAAACCCUACUUCUGUGCCUGGUGUGGAGACAGCUUUGGGCGAAGUUCCUAUCUGCUAGAACACCAGCGUUCACAUACGGGUGAGAAGCCCUAUAAUUGCUGUGAGUGUGGCAAGAACUUCACCAAUAGCUCAAACUGCCUACGGCACCAGCGCACUCACAAUGGAGAACCGCCCUUCAGGUGUCUUGAAUGUGGUCGUGGCUUUAGUGAGAUCACUAUGUUCACUGAACACCAGCGCAUCCACUUGAACAAAUGACCUUUCCAGAACGUGGCAAAAAUCUUACACCACAUUUCCAUCAGUGUUCACACAUGGGCAAGAAACCCUAGAAGUUUCCUGAUUGCAGCUAGUAUUUUGUGGACACCAGCAUAUGCACACAGGCAAAAUCCUUACAUUUGCAGGAAGUUUGCCAAGAGCUUCAGUCAGAUUUCCCACUUGCUCUUCUACCAGGUGACUGACCCACAUUAGCAAGAAGACCUCCAUCUGCCUGUAAUAAGGCAAGGCCUUUGUCCAUAAUGCUUAACCUUGCCUAUCAUCAAUGGAUGUUCCAAGAUGAGGGCUUCUGCAGUUAUCCCUGGCUUCAAUUUUAGUCCAAACUUUGUCUCUGUGUUUAGUACAGUCCUGAGAAGGCUGAAGGGACCAGGGUGGGGUUUUUUGUUGUUUUUUUGUUUUGUUUUCCUUCUUUUUUUUUCUACGUCCUUAAGGUGACUUAAUUAAGGUCCACUAAUAGGGCUCACAAAUGGCAUCUGGGUUGAGGAGCCUCAGGCUAGAUGAACAGCACUAGAGCUGUGUCUACCUUCAGAGAAACAAGAUUUAAAUACACACACAUGCACACACAAAGUCCUGUUCUCUGAGAUUUCAUUCGGAAUCUCCAUUAGCUAGAGGGAAGUUUUUAGAUGCCCCAAACCACGUAGCUCCUGCCCCAGCUGCAGAUAGGCUAACCUUAACAAAAGCAACACCUUUUUCUCUGGAGGAAGAGGAUUACAAACCAGGCAAAGUCCAUGUGAGGACUACAGUAGCCAGAGGUUGGAGGAGGACCAAAGGGGACGAUAAAAGGAUGUGUCUUGGCAAAAGGACCGGAGAAUUUGACCUUGGGGUUGUUACAUAAACUCUGGGUAUAGGAAACCGUCCGAGGAACUCUUCACCACUUAUUGACUCUCUUUACUGUUUACACUAGGGUGCUGGAGACUGAGGUAGAAACAGAAAUAGACGUUGAGUUCAGGAUACUUUAUGGUAUUUCUAGGCAGGGGCAAAGGCCCAAGAUUUGUCAUCUCAUUCUUUUCUAGUCUUCACUCCCUUCCCUUAAAAAUCCCCCUGCCCCCUCACCCCCUUUUCUUACUCCCAUCAGUGGAAGAAUAGUGAAGACUUCUGGACUUUGGAGAUUCAGUGUGGCCUUUUUGUCUGAUAUAGAGGAGGUUGCCCACACAAACGUAUUUCUACUGCUAACAUUAUAUAUGGGAAUAACAAGAUUUCCCAACGCACCACAUAGUCUUUGAGCAGAGUCCAAACAAUGAGGGACUGCUUGUUUUCCUGAGAGGUACACUUGUCUGCACCACAUGCAUACAAGUGACUCCUCAAUCUUUUGUGACAGUCCAUUCAUCCUUAACUGCAGAAUCUGGGACCCCUGCCCUCCAGUUUUGCUGCCGUUUAUCAAGCUUGCUGUGUCUAGAAUUGUGUAUAGAGUAAGAGGCUAAAAGAGGAAGAGAAUCAGGUUACAAAGCCUCAGUUUCUAAGUGACUAGGUUUUUCUCUAGAUGUGUGACUCAUUUCUUUUUCUGGCUCUCAGUUUCUUCAUCUGUGAAGUGUGCAGUGUACCUCGCCAGGCUGUGAAUAUUCCAUGGAGAUACCAACUUUUAUGAAGUGCCUGGCUAGGGGAGUGGCUUAGUAAGCCUCAAUUCUCAAAUCUGGAGUCCUGUUGAUUGUAUCAUUCAGAAAGCAUCAUGGAAACUCAUGGAUCAGUUUCUAAGAUUGCCAAAAUGAACUAGACAUUCUUGGAGUAGCCUAUUUUUCCAAUAAAGGCAACGCAACAGUAAUAGUGAAUGAUGCUGCAUUGGAGAUGGGAUGUCACCUGGAGCAAUUCUGAAGGCGUGAACAGCUCUGGCUCUUCAAACUGUAGGGGAAACUUACUCCAAGCAGGAGUAAGGAAUUAAAGAAAUUCUUGAUGUGUUUCCAUCAAUAGUACUUCAAAAAACACAACCCCUGGGUUUGAGUUGAAUAUCUGAGCAUAGCACAUAUAUA